CUUCUUUCGUAUCUUCAAGAAUCCUCAUUCUCUUCAAUUCGUACCUGUUCGUAUCGAUUAUCAGUCAUGUCUCCCGACUACCAUCUAAUCGGGUCCUACACUCGCUACUCCAGCUGGACUGCGCGCGUCGAGACUGUCCUCGAGUACUUUGAGAUCCCGUAUACAUCUCAAAUGCUCACUUUCGACGAGAUCAAAACUCACUCCCCCAGCGGCCUCGUCCCAGUCCUCCAGUCCAUCCCACUGUCCAUAACAAUAACAGACUCCCUCGCCAUCCUCGAAUUCCUCGCAGACCAGAACCCCCAUCUCGCGCUAUGGCCCCGCGAUCCGGCCCUGCGCGCUCUCGCCCGCUCCGCGACCGCCGAGAUGCACUCUGGCUUCCCCGUCCUGCGAAACACGUUUCACACGAACUUUAUCGCGCGGUACGAGGGGCCGAUCGCCGCGUCUGGAUCGGUGGGGGCGAAGAAGGAGAUUAAGCGGGUAUUGACGAUCUGGGAUAAUGCGAGGGCCGCAGCGUCUUCCAGUGCGGUUGACGAUGAAGGGUUCCUGUUUGGCGGGUUUAGUAUCGCUGAUGCAUUUUAUUGGCCUGUUUUAUGGCGCUUUCGCACGUAUAACCUGCCCCUCGACGACGCGAGCCCGGCGGUGGUGAAGUGGAUGGACAAGAUGUGGAAUGACCCGAAACUGAAGAAGCUGGUGCAUGGGUACUAUCGACAGGCCGAGAAGCCAGAGACGCGCAUCGAGAAAUACGAGAAUAUCUUUGGUGAGGGCGUGCAGGUCUCGACGUUUCCUGAGGACUGGGUGUUUGCUGCGCCUCAAGCUGCGUAAGAUGGACUGGAGAUGUCCUGGUUUUAUGUUACAUAGUUUGGGGAAGACGAGAUGGUGUGACACGCCUGUCAGCAUAUAUUCCUGUUCCUGCAUUAAUUCGAGGGCCAUUGUUAGCGAUUUAUGUAACGCCAGUCCGUCCGGCUCGGUGAUGACCGUGGGAUCUGCAGGGGCAACUUGAGCCUUGCAGGUGGGGACGUCAGUGCCCUUGCAGGUUUGCAAGUUGGAACUGGUGAGGAAUGCUCGAUCGGUCAAAGUGUUCUCGGGAAUGACGUUCUUGAUACUUCGUAGAUGCAUAGACAUCCGUAUUCUCUAUAAGCAGUAUAGCUAAUGCCGGAUCACAACUCAGACAAUUCAGACAAUUCAGAC
This is a messenger RNA of Aspergillus versicolor CBS 583.65, 1188 nucleotides long. Its product is annotated as glutathione S-transferase. NCBI's taxonomy places the organism in Eukaryota, Fungi, Ascomycota, Eurotiomycetes, Eurotiales, Aspergillaceae. Gene Ontology annotation, molecular function: glutathione transferase activity; maleylacetoacetate isomerase activity. The record is from RefSeq and is a predicted model, not a curated record. The transcript is spliced from 4 exons. Gene Ontology annotation, biological process: glutathione metabolic process; L-phenylalanine catabolic process. Bases 67 to 822 code for a protein of 251 amino acids.